CGAAAGUUAUUCAUACAAUUAAGCAUCAAUAUAAUUGUUAAAAUCAAACGAGAUAUAAGUUCAGCCGCUCACAUAAAAAAAAAAUCUGACUCUUUUAAUUGUGAAAGUGGUGCGUUCAGUAUAUUCUUCGGCGGUAAACAAGAGAUUUUGCAAAUAACAUUGCAGUCACACUGAUCAACAACCGAUGAAUAAGAAGAAGCGAUUUUUUCGCAACGCGCAACAAAAUCGGUAUUAAAUUUAAGUAAAAAGUUGAUAAACAUUUGUGUAAAUCGGCGCUACAAAAACAAUCAGUGCGAAUGUGCAACAAAAUGUGAUGUUUGUCGAUUGCAGCCACGGGACGGCUACGCGGCCAAAAUUCUUAAUGAAAAUCUGAUGACCCAUGAGCAAAGAGAAAGAGAGAAAAGGGAGAGCGAGAAGAGAACAAACAGCCAGCAAGCAAGCAGGCAGCGCGUCACUGAAAAAAGUUCACAAAAUCAGCCAGCAGUAGAAACAGCAGCAGCAGACGAGACUUUGAAGACGUUGGAAUUUGUGUUGAACCCGCGGCAGUCGACGGCGCUGCGACUGCGACGGCGACGUCCACCUCCAGCAGUCAUCAAUAACGGUAGAGCAAGAGAGCGAGAGAGAUAAAGAGCACAGUGAUAUAGCAACAACAAAUGACAUUUAAUUUGCCAAAGUGAAACUGUGCGCAACAACAACAACAAAUACAAAUAAAUAAGUGGGUGAGAAGAGGGGCAAGCAAGCAAAACUGUGAUCUCUCGUGUCUGUCUGGCAAUUGUUCAAUUGGCUGUGCUCAAAACGACAUAGAAUUUAUUAAAUUCGCGUAUUUGUGUGCGUUGCAAAUUGUUUGUUAAACUUACCAACUGGAAAAUCAAUUCUUAAUAUCGGCCAAGAGGCCAACAAGCAGCAGCAGUUGUGUUGUUGCUCUGCUCCGCUCUGCUCUGGCGUCAGACCCAACCCAAAACAAUAAAUUGAGCGUAAAGAAAAAUAAGCAAGAGAGGGAGCCGACGAAGAAGAAGAAGCAGCAGCAGCCGGAUUUGCAAAUAAACUGCAACUAUACAACACAAACAACAAGAAGAACACUAUCCAUUCGUGUGUGAAGCAAACAGAGACACUCAUACAGCAUGGCGUAUCGCAAGCCAAGCGAUUUGGAUGGCUUCAUUCAACAGAUGCCCAAGGCGGAUAUGCGCGUCAAGGUGCAAUUGGCUGAGGAUCUGGUGACAUUCCUAAGUGACGAUACCAAUUCAAUUGUGUGCACUGACAUGGGCUUCCUCAUUGAUAACCUGAUGCCUUGGCUGACAGGCAGCCACUUUAAAAUCGCACAAAAGUCUCUCGAGGCCUUCUCGGAGCUGAUCAAGCGACUGGGCAGCGAUUUCAAUGCCUACACAGCGACAGUGUUGCCCCAUGUCAUUGAUCGCUUGGGCGAUAGUCGCGACACAGUGCGCGAGAAGGCCCAGCUACUGUUGCGUGAUCUAAUGGAGCACAAAGUGCAAACACCACAGACGUUAAUCGACAAACUGGCUGCGAGUUGCUUUAAGCACAAGAAUGCCAAGGUACGCGAAGAGUUUCUCCAGACAAUUGUGAAUGCUCUGCACGAAUAUGGCACCCAGCAGUUGAGUGUCCGAGUCUACAUAGCACCAGUGUGCGCGUUGCUCGGAGAUCCCACGGUGAACGUUCGCGAAUCCGCCAUACAGACGCUGGUGGAGAUCUACAAACAUGUGGGCGAUCGUCUGAGGCCUGAUCUGAGGCGUAUGGAUGAUAUGCCCGCUUCCAAGCUAGCGCUGCUCGAGCAGAAGUUCGAUCAGGUGAAAGUCGAAGGCUUAUUGCUGCCUUCGGCGUUGCGCAGCUCCAAUGGCAACGGCAUGGAUGAGGCGGACAACAUUGGGGUGCGUGAGCGUCCCACAAAGAUUGUGAAGCGUCCGCUGCACUCGGCGCUGAUGCGACCGAAGCCAAGUCAAAACGAGGUCGCUGCUGGCGAUGCGGGCGCCGUGACCAUGGAGAUCUUUGAAGCCAGCUUCGAGCAGGUGCCACAAUUGAACAUAUUCAAUUCCAAGGACAUGGACGACAACUACAAGCAAAUUCUGUUGGUCAUCAGCGACAAGACAAUGGACUGGGAGAAGCGUGUGGAUGCCCUGAAGAAGAUACGUGCACUGCUGAUGCUCAAUUAUCAUGCGCAGCCGCAAUUUCAGGCUGUGCAGCAAAAGGAGCUAUCAAUCAGUUUCCUCGACAUACUGAAGGAGGAGUUGCGCUCCCAGGUGAUACGCGAGGCGUGCAUCACCAUCGCGUACAUGUCGAAGACGCUGCGCAAUAAACUGGACAUCUUCUGCUGGAGCAUACUGGAGCAAUUGAUACAGCUGAUACAGAACUCGGCCAAGGUGAUUGCAUCCGCCUCGACGCUGGCCCUCAAGUAUAUUAUCAAAUAUACGCAUGCGCCCAAGCUGCUAAAGAUCUACACGGACACGCUGCAGCAGUCCAAGUCGAAGGACAUACGCGCCUCGCUCUGUGAACUGAUGGUGCUGCUCUUCGAGGAGUGGCAAACAAAGGCACUCGAACGCCAUGCUCUGGUAUUGCGCGAUACGCUCAAGAAGUCCAUUGGCGAUGCCGACAGCGAUGCGCGACGUUAUUCGCGCCUGGCGUAUUGGGCAUUCCGACGCCACUUUCCCGACCUGGCCGAUCAAAUCUACGGCACCCUCGACAUUAAUGCGCAGCGUGCGCUCGAGCGAGAGCGCGAUGGUGGCACCGCCAAUGGCAGUCAGCAAUCGCUGGAGACGCGACGCACGGUGGCGCCGACGCGCAUUGGACGCACACCUGGCACACUGCAGAAGCCCUCGGCAAGCAUGCGCUCCAUCUCGGCAGUGGACACGGCGGCAGCGCAACGCGCCAAGGCGCGUGCUCAAUACACGCUCUAUUCACGUCAGAAGAAACCGUUGGUGCCCAGCAACUCUGUGAAUACGGCGACGGGUGCGGCAGGCGGUGGAGCAGGAGGAGUUGGCAGCGGUUCGUUGCCACGGCCACGUCUCAAUUCCAACAGCAACAGCGGCUCACAUCACACAGUCUCGCCGGGCACCGUGACGCCAACGCCACGUGUGGGACGUUCGCGCGCUGGAGUCUCGCAAUCGCAGCCCGGUUCACGUUCCACCUCGCCCAGCACUAAGCUGAGAGAUCACUACGGCAUGGGCAGCUAUUAUCGCGGUGGCGCCACCGGUGCCAUACCCAAGAAGGCCUCCGGCAUACCGCGCAGCACGGCCAGCUCCCGGGAGACGAGUCCCAAUCGCUCAGGUGCCGGCGGCGGUCUGAUGAAGCGCAGCAUGUACUCGACGGGAUCGGGCGCGAGACGCACACCGGAGCGCAACAAUCCCUUGCGUCCCACAGCUGCUGCUCGCCUACUGGCGCAAUCCCGUGAAGCGGAACUGACGCUGGGCAACAACAUAGAGACUCCUGACUAUGUUUCGGGUGAUUUUUUGCGUACCGGAGGCAUGCGCAUAGGCCGCAAGCUCCUGGGUCGCGAUGAGUCCGACGACAUUGAUUCGGAGGCAAGUUCGGUGUGCUCGGAACGUUCGUUCGACUCGAGCUAUACGCGCGGCAACAAUUCCAAUUCGAAUUACUCGCUGAGCGGCUCACGGAAUCGCCUCGAUUGGAGCAGUCAGCGGGCACCGUUCGAGGACAUUGAGACAAUUAUUCAGUAUUGCGCCUCGACGCAUUGGUCGGAGCGCAAAGAUGGGCUGAUCAGUCUGACGCAGUAUCUGGCCGAUGGCAAGGAGUUGACGCCACAGCAGCUGCAGUGUGUCCUGGACAUGUUUCGCAAAAUGUUUAUGGAUAACCACACUAAAGUCUACUCUCUGUUUCUAGAUACAGUCACCGAACUGAUUCUGGUGCAUGCCCCCGAGCUGCACGAUUGGUUGUUCAUAUUGUUGACCAGGUUGUUCAACAAACUGGGCACCGAUCUGCUCAAUUCGAUGCACAGCAAGAUCUGGAAGACGCUGGUGGUGGUACACGAGUAUUUUCCGACACAGCUGCAACUCAAGGAGCUGUUUCGCAUCAUUUCGGACAACACACAGACGCCCACAACCAAAACACGCAUCGCCAUCGUACGCUUCCUCACCGAUCUGGCCAACACGUACUGCAAGAGCAGCGAUUUCCCCAGCGAUCAGAAUCAAAACUGUGAACGCACCGUGCUGAAGCUGGCCCAGAUGUCGGGUGAUCAGAAAUCUAUGGAGUUGCGCUCACAUGCGCGCGCCUGCUUGGUGGCUCUCUACAAUCUGAAUACGCCACAGAUGACCAAGUUCUUGGCCGCGUUGCCCAAGGGAUAUCAGGAUACGGCGCGGCUCUGCAUACAGUCAACCAUGCGGCGACAGAGCAGCGGGGCGAACUCGCCGAGCAGCUCGCCGUUGAGCAGCAGCAGCCCGAAGCCGUUGCAGAGUCCCAGCGUCGGACCGUUUGCGUCGCUCAACAUGGAUCUGAAGUCUAGUCCACGAUCGCGUCAGUCGUCGGUGGAGCAGGAGUUGAUACUUGGCUGCUCCGACCUGGACGUGAAGCACAACAUACAAAAGACAUCCGAGGAGAUACGCAACUGUUUCUCCGGUGGCCAAUAUCAUUCGCUGGCGCCCAAUGGCUACAACGGUCAUCACUUGCAAUACUCGAUUGAGCAGCAGCUGAAGCGUGAACAUCUGGAGCUGACAGCGCAGCAGGACUCGCUGUCAUCCAACUCGAAAACGCAAUCGUCGGCCAACACCACGCAAUCGAAUACCCCGGAAUCGGCCACCAUGCGUCUGGAUGUCGCAGCGCCAUCGCAACCUGCCGUCAAGAUAUCCAUCGAUGUGGCGGAGAACGGUGAACUGAUAUUGCCCUGCAAUCUGCACGAGAGCGAGGUGAUUCGUGUGGCGCUGACGCUCAACAAAGAGAUGCCCGUGGAGCAGCUGCAGACGUCGCUCACGAAUCUGGGCAUCUGCAUACGCAGCGGCAACUGUGAGCUGCCCAACAAGCACUUCAAGUCGAUCAUGCGGAUGCUGCUCAACAUGCUGGAGGCGGAGCAUACGGAUGUGCUAAUCGCUGGACUGCACGUGCUGAGCAAGAUUGUGCGCAGCGAGAAGAUGCGUCACAAUUGGCUCAACUUCCUCGAGCUCAUACUGCUGAAGAUCAUCAAUUGCUAUCAGCACAGCAAGGAGGCGAUACGUGAGAUCGACACAAUGAUACAGCGCAUAGCGCCAGCUCUGCCCCUCGAUUUGACGAUCAACAUUGUGAAUCCGGUGAUAGCAACGGGCACGUUUCCCGAGAAUAUGUGCGCCAUCAAGAUACUGCUCGAGGUCACCGAGCAUCAUGGCUCCGAGAUCACGGAUGCCCAUCUGGAUAUGGUGUUCCAGAAUCUGGCACGCUCCGCGGAUGAUUCGCAAUCGAUGGUCCGCAAGGCGGCCGUCUUUUGCAUUGUCAAGCUGUACAUUGUGCUCGGCGAGGAUAAGCUGAAGCCGAAGCUGGCGCUGAUGAAUCCCAGCAAGGUGCGACUGCUGAACGUGUACAUUGAUAAGCAGCGCAAUCCGAGCACUUCGGGUGGGGGAUCCACAAAGAACUCGUCGGCUGCCUCCUCCUCAUGAUUGAGAGUAACCACCACCACAGGCACAUCCGCACACACAUACAAACAAAGGUCACCCACGCGCUCACACACACAGACACACAAAGACACGGACGUGGCGCCGUCUUUUAACUUAUGCAAAAAGUGAGAAAAAAAUAUAACAAAAAAAGCGAAAUAAAAAAAAAACCAAUUGAUGAUAUAUAACGAUAAA
Messenger RNA from Drosophila albomicans, 5774 nucleotides. It is a transcript of the gene chb, whose product is annotated as CLIP-associating protein. NCBI's taxonomy places the organism in Eukaryota, Metazoa, Arthropoda, Insecta, Diptera, Drosophilidae. Gene Ontology annotation, cellular component: spindle microtubule; cytoplasmic microtubule; mitotic spindle. The coding region runs from base 1122 to 5585 and encodes 1487 amino acids. Gene Ontology annotation, biological process: mitotic spindle assembly. Gene Ontology annotation, molecular function: microtubule binding. The transcript is spliced from 2 exons. The record is from RefSeq and is a predicted model, not a curated record.